CCGGGUUCUUCCCCAUCGUCGCCUCUGUGGGCAGACUCAAGGCUGGGAGCAGCUGCAGAGACAAGUCGACCUGCUAAGCUCUGCUCUCUGGGAACAUCACACUGGAGAGCCAAAAAGAGUGGAAGAGCCUGUCUUGGAUAUUUUCCGGUGGAAACCCCGAGGCCAUUCAUUAUGAUGUGUAAGGCACGGGAGUGGCUCAGAAUGACCGCACUGCUAUUCGUGGCUAGAGCAGUUCCAGCUAUGGUGGUUCCUAAUGCCACUUUGUUGGAGAAACUUUUGGAAAAGUACAUGGAUGAAGACGGUGAAUGGUGGACAGCUAAGCAAAGAGGGAAAAGAGCCAUCACAGACAAUGACAUGCAGAGCAUCUUGGAUCUCCAUAAUAAACUGAGAAGUCAGGUGUACCCAACAGCUUCUAAUAUGGAGUAUAUGACAUGGGAUGUGGAGCUGGAAAGAUCUGCAGAAUCCUGGGCUGAAAUGUGUGUGUGGGAGCAUGGACCCGAGAACCUGCUGCCCUCCAUUGGACAGAAUUUGGGAGCACACUGGGGAAGAUACAGACCCCCAACCUUUCAUGUGCAAGCAUGGUAUGACGAAGUGAGAGACUUUAGCUACCCAUAUGAACAUGAGUGCAAUCCUUACUGUCCUUUCAGAUGCUCUGGCCCUGUUUGUACGCACUACACUCAGCUGGUGUGGGCUACUAGUAGCAGAAUAGGCUGUGCCAUCAAUCUGUGCCACAACAUGAACAUCUGGGGGCAGAUAUGGCCCAAGGCUGUCUACUUGGUGUGCAAUUACUCUCCCAAGGGAAACUGGUGGGGCCACGCACCUUACAAACAUGGAAGGCCUUGUUCUGCUUGCCCACCUAGUUUUGGAGGAGGCUGUAGAGAAAACUUGUGCUACAAAGAAGGGUCAGACAGGUAUUACACUCCUCCAGAAGAAGAAACAAAUGAAAUUGAACGGCAGCAGUCUCAAGUCCAUGAUUCCCAUGUUCGGACAAGAUCAGACGAUAGUAACAGAAAUGAAGUCAUCAGCACUCAGCAGAUGUCUCAAAUUGUUUCUUGCGAAGUAAGAUUGCGAGACCAGUGUAAAGGGACCACCUGCAACAGGUACGAGUGCCCUGCUGGCUGCUUGGACAGUAAAGCUAAAGUCAUUGGGAGUGUACACUAUGAAAUGCAAUCCAGUAUCUGCAGAGCUGCCAUCCACUAUGGAAUAAUAGACAAUGAUGGCGGAUGGGUAGAUGUCACUCGACAAGGGAGAAAGCAUUACUUCAUCAAAUCCAACAGAAAUGGCAUUCAAACAAUUGGCAAAUAUCAUUCUGCUAAUUCUUUCACAGUCUCCAAAGUAACAGUUCAAGCUGUGACGUGUGAAACUACAGUGGAACAACUUUGUCCAUUUCAUAAGCCUGCUUCGCAUUGCCCCAGAGUGUACUGUCCUCACAACUGUAUGCAGGCAAAUCCACACUACGCUCGUGUAAUCGGAUCCAGAGUUUACUCUGAUCUGUCUAGUAUCUGCAGAGCAGCGGUACAUGCUGGGGUGAUUCGAAAUCAUGGUGGUUAUGUGGAUGUCAUGCCUGUGGAUAAAAGAAGGAUGUACACUGCUUCUUUUCAGAAUGGAAUCUUCUCAGAAAGUUUACAGAACCCUACAGGAGGAAAGGCAUUCCGGGUAUUUGCUGUUGUUUGACUGGGAACACUUGGAAGGGGAACAGAAAGUCUGCUCCAAAUGCCACAUUUCUGACGUCUGUAUACGACUGUAACAUUGCUGUACAGAAGAGAAACAAGUAUUGCCAGCCCACCUCCAGAGUACAAAUGCGGGCCACUCUUGAUAGACAAAGUGUAUAAAAUAAAACAUGGGACUUUAGCUUUGGGAAAAGUAAUGAACAUUUAAUGGUUUUAGAAAUCCUGUGUUAAAUAUUGCUAUAUUUUCUUAGCAGUUAUUUCUACAGUUAAUUAUAUAGUCAUGAUGUUCUACAUUUCUUAUAUUAUAUGGUGCUUUGUAUAUGCCACUGAUGAAGUGUAUCUAAAGUGACUGUGAAUGGCCCUUAGAGAAUUAUCUGUGCAUUGAAAAACAAUCAGCCCUACAACAAAAAAAAACUUUUAAGUCACUUUUUUCCCCCAAAACCAGUCCAAUUCUGUGUUCUGACCUAUUCUAAAUCUCUGCCUUACUCUAAGGACUGGGCAGUUUUUCUCUUGUAUUAAGUUGCAUUGUGCCAAAUAUUAAGUCCUGAUGUUGCACUUUUUAUUUUGUAUUAAAAUAAUCUUUUAAUUUCCAAGUGAAAAUAUUUGGUACUUUGGCAGGGGCCACACUGGCAUGUGGGGAAAGCCCAAGCAGUUUUGUGAGAACACUGUUGGAAUCAUGUCAUAACUAGAGGAUGAGACAACAGACAGAGCUUGCUAGCGUUUUUAGAACUGAAUUCAUUUUUUUGUUUAUAUCCUGGCAAAUACUCCUGCAGGCCAGGAAGUGUAAUUUUCAAAAGUCUAACAAGGAUGAAUUGGUGCAUUACAUUAUUAUUACCACUGGUUUUCAUAAUGGCAAACAGCUUUAUGUAUAAACUUUUCCUUAGUGUGAUCCUAUGGCAGUGAUGUAUUUGUUUCUAUGAAAAUAUAUUGUGCUUUGAUACUUAAAUUCUGUAAAAUGUUAGGGUUUUUUUAUUCCUGUUGGUGAACUUAGUUGUUUCCCAUAAGAAUAUUAAAAUUAAUCAGUUUUCAAAUACAAUUUUUACUUUUACAUGCA
Molecule: messenger RNA, 2724 nt
Organism: Grammomys surdaster
Lineage: Eukaryota; Metazoa; Chordata; Mammalia; Rodentia; Muridae
Gene: Crispld1
Product: cysteine rich secretory protein LCCL domain containing 1
Exons: 15
Coding region: 172-1674 (500 amino acids)
Cellular component (GO): extracellular region
Source: RefSeq, a predicted model, not a curated record